This is a messenger RNA of Phialemonium atrogriseum, 3219 nucleotides long. RefSeq lists its product as uncharacterized. The transcript has a single exon. NCBI's taxonomy places the organism in Eukaryota, Fungi, Ascomycota, Sordariomycetes, Cephalothecales, Cephalothecaceae. The record is from RefSeq and is a predicted model, not a curated record. The coding region runs from base 303 to 2855 and encodes 850 amino acids.
CCCUUUGUUUACUUUCUACCAAUGAUCACAGGUUGGAUAUCGCAGAACAUCAUCAAUUACGCACCUUUACACCCAUUUGCUACGCUACUGAGUCUCAUAGUUUAUGCCCCGUCCCCUCCAUUUUUGGUCUUUAAUUGCAUACAGCUUCGAAUUAGGAGUUGGGGGAGGACAACAAGGCCCGGCCUAAGACUCGGAGUGUCAUGGCAUCAUCAGCAUAAGAGAAACUCGCUUCACCAAUCCGCACUGGACUACAGGUUAUUUUGAUUAUUUUGCAACUAUCCGGUUAUUUGGCAUUGCUAGCAAUGGAAAAAUGGACCUCCAAGGUCUCCGGCCCGGCGAAUGGCUUGUGCCAACAGUGGACGGCAACACGGUGCCACAGGCUGCUUCGGCCACUUUUGACGCAUGUCGCUGCGCUGAGGAAAGAAGUUGACUGGCAGAGGUCGUUCUGCCCGGAUCAAAACCUUGCGCAGUCUAGGGCUCAAGAAGCAGUGAGCGAGGCAAGUGGCAAGCGCUCCAGCUCAGAUCGUGACUCUUUCCAGGCACGGAAAAAGGCUCGCUAUACGUAUUCUCUGAAGACAUCGAAGGCGACGAGCCACCGUGGCUCGGCUCGGGAUUGCCCGGGUGAGAAGGCCAAAGAAUCAAAGGCCAGGCACGAGGAACCGUCCAGGGAAGGGAUAGUAUUACCCACGCCAGUGCUUAAACGAGCAAGAGGGCAUCUCAUGUCCUCGCCUGUCAUCCACAGCUUUUGGCCCCAGGAAGACGCAAUGGUCUCGAGAGUAGGGAAGUGUCACCACGUGCAAGAGUGCUGUGCGAAUCGUUGCGUCUUCGAACUCGAGCUAGCCACCCUCCGAAAGACGACCGCCCCUUCCAGGUUCUUCUUGUACGAGUCCAUCUUCCGGGCGCUGGAUGCAUUGCUCAGGGCCACAACGACGCAGAAGCCCGGGCGGGGCACCUCCAAGUCACUCGUGGCGAUGUGCCUCCGCAAGGUCCCGGAGUACGUCGUGGGGCUUGAGUUAUGGAGGCAGGUGGAUGCCGAGGCCAACGGCACAAGGUCGACACUCGAUGGCGCCGAGGUGUCUUUCGAGAUCUACUCAGACCUGGAGUCACUCGGCGUCGGAAACUGUGGCUGGAAGCACCUUUCCGACGUAGCUCGUGCGCACGGGAUCAAGGUCGUCAAAGACGCCAUCUCCGAGGGGCUCAUCGAGCUCGAGUUCUCGGUCAUGCUCGCGCGGCUGUGCAAUGAAUCGCCAUCAUUCACCGACCGCGGGGAACUCAUCGAGGCCAUUGUCUCUCGGCAGUACGAGAAACCAUCUGGACCGGACGAUUGGUUCGCCAAAUCUAGGGAGACAAUGCCUCUCGAGAUCUUCCUGCCGUCCUCACGGAAGGCGUGGGCGGGAGCGUUCCGAGCGAGGAAUAUGUCCAACCUGUUGAGCCAUCAGCUGCUGCCGCGGGAAUGGAUCCUGACGCGAGACUUUGGCACGAUAUGGUCGUCGACGGUGAGGGACAUUGCAGGGAAGAGCACAAGCCAGGACACCAUUACUUUCAUCAUCACAUCGAUCCAUGCACUUUGCAGCCACAUGUUAUCAAGAGGGCGCAAGAAGGCUUCUCCGGAAGAAGCCGUGGGAGCAGCCCAGCAAACAUUGAUAGGUGCGUUAACAGCACUAGUGACAACGGCCCUCUUAGGACAACAGACUUUGGUUCAGUACCCAACGAUAUCAUCCAAAGACCGAAUCAGGACUAUCAACAGGAGAGUUGAGUACAUCAUUCGAGUCUGCUUAACUACGAUCGGGUCGAGAAGUGGCGGAAUCCGACCCAGCACAUACCUUUUGCUUCUUGCCGCAUUCUUUCUCGACUCUACACUAGAAUCGACCGAGUCCGGUCAGCGACGUGGCAACAGAUACCGGACAAUGCUGCAAAACUGCUGGGACGACGGCCCCGGGAGCUGCCAAUGGGGGCAGCGGUACGAGGCGACACUGGCUCUGAUGUGCUCCAUAGCGCAAUGCUGCGGGCGGGGGACCACGGCGCCGGCGAGCGCCUACCUGACCAGGCUGUGCGACCGCCUGGGGACAGUCCGCGACGGCCAGCUCGGGAGCUUGCGCCGGGACGCGGCGUUCCUACUCGCGGACCAGACCGGCGACCUGCGCGACCUCGCCUUCGCCGAGGGUCUAGAGGCUGGCCGAGACGACCGGCCCCCGAGCAGGGACAGGGACAGGCCGCGGCAGACGCCGGGCCGGGGCACCGCGUUCGCGGGGUUCAGGUGGGACGAAGGUAUCAGCGAGUGGGUCACCACCAGCCCCGCCGUCCUGGCAGCGUCGACGAGGUUGCGCAGGGCACCGCCCCCGUCGCCUGCAGAUGACCCCGGGGCACGAUCGCGAGGUCACGCCCGCAGGAGGAGAGAGGACUCGACUAGGCGGCGGGAGGGCGAUACUCAUCCCGCUUCAGGGGAGAGGGCGGAAACCCGGGCUCCUGGGAUCGAAACGCGCAUCGGCGGCACGAGCUGCCUCAUGGAGGUGGGGGUGGUGGAGAAGGUUAGCGAGGAGAUACCAUCACGUCGUCGCAGUAGGCCACAGGCGAAACGGAAGAGCGCAGAGGAGAGCCCGCGGGCGGCGGGGGACGCCGCGGUACCGGACAGCAACGCAGACGAGCUCUGGGACGACGACGACCACCACCACCACGAGCAGGGGUACCAGCUGGGCGGCAAGGAGAACCGACCGGCCCACAGGGCUGUGGAGUGGCAUGCCCCCACCAAGCGGAGGCGGAAACGGGGCUCGCUGCAGAGUCGCCAGCCGCUCAGGACGAUAGCCAACGCGUAUUUCGACUGCGACGGGUCGAGCGGCGACGAGCUUGGCCUGUGACGGGCUGUGGGUGUACGUAGUACGUGGGGCGUUUAGGGUUACGAGGGCAUUGUCUGGACGUGGGGAGAGGAAGGGUUACAGCUGUUUGGAGUAGUUGUUGGGUUGCCAAUAGUAUUACCUCGAUAACGGCUGGCGGCCUGGUUGCAUAACCUCUACAGGAAACAUGGGGCUUGGAUGAUCGCUGUGGAGUCAUGGAAUACGUGCGCAUGUGUGGAUUAUUGUAGGUGUAGGAAAGAGGAGACGAGAAUAGAACAUGGAACUCGCUCAGAAGCAGCCAGGGUUCCUACAGAUGCAGAGAGCUUCACUUCAAAGCCCGUGUUACAUGAUUUUCGAGAAAACUCUCCGAGACCUGCCCUGCCAAUCC